This is a messenger RNA of Eruca vesicaria subsp. sativa (arugula), 2850 nucleotides long. Lineage: Eukaryota; Viridiplantae; Streptophyta; Magnoliopsida; Brassicales; Brassicaceae. The record is from the annotation of a GenBank genome assembly.
GUUUUCAUUGACUUAAAAGUGAACAUGGUUUUUCCAUUGCUUAUAAACCAAGAACAUCCACAUGAAGUUUUGCUCAUAUAGAAUAUAUCUUGUACAGAAAUAGGAAAUAGAAUAUGAGGAAGAUGAGUAUGGUUUUAUUUGCUUACUCGCUCUUACUAAUCAUCUUCCCAUCCUAUGGUUAUGCAGCUAUAAAUACAUCAAGCCCUUUGUCAAUAGGACAAACUCUGAGCUCCCCUGGUGGGUUUUUUGAGUUAGGCUUCUUCAGUCCUAACAAUACCAGUAAUGUGUAUGUUGGGAUCUGGUUCAAGGAAAUUGUUCCUCGGGUCGUUGUGUGGGUGGCUAACAGAGAUAAACCACUUACAAACUCUGCAGCAAAUCUCACCAUCAGCGGUAACGGGAGCCUGGUCUUGCUUGGUGGGAAACAAGAAGUUAUUUGGUCAACAGGAGAGGCUUUCACAUCCAACAAGUGUCAUGCCGAGCUUCAGGACUCCGGAAAUCUUGUUGUUAUUGAUGAUGUUUCAAGAACAACUAUAUGGCAAAGCUUCGAGAAUCUUGGUGAUACUAUGGUGCCUCAGUCAUCAUUGAUGUAUGAUCUUUCCAGUGGCAAGAAGCGCGUGUUGACUUCGUGGAAAAGUGACAGCGAUCCAUCUCCUGGGGGCUUCUCACUGGAGAUUACACCACAAGUCCCCUUGCAAGGCAUUAUAAGACGAGGCUCAAUGCCUUACUGGAGAACUGGUCCAUGGGCAAAAACAAGAUUCACUGGGUUUCCACAGUUUGAUGAAUCAUAUGUGAGUCCAUUCAGCGUUGUCCAGGAUUUAGCAACUGGUGCAGGAUCUUUCUCUUAUUCAAUUUUAAGAAACUUCAAUCUAUCGUAUAUUACUCUAACACCAGAGGGGGAAAUGAAGAUUUACUGGGAUCAAGGCAAAAGAUGGAUGCAUCACGUUACAGAACCAGAACACUCAUGUGAUAUAUACGGUGCUUGUGGGCCUUUUGGUUUGUGUGUGAGAUCCAGUACCCCGAAGUGUAUAUGCGUGAAAGGAUUUGUACCAAAGUCAGAUGAGGAGUGGAGAAAAAGCAACUGGACGAGUGGGUGUGUGAGACGUAAACAGUUAUCUUGCCAGGCAAACUCUACUCUGAAAACGCAAGGCAAAGAUACAGACGUUUUUUAUCGUAUGAACAAUGUAAAGACUCCGGAUAUGCACCAAUUUGUAAGUUUUCUCGACGCAGAAAUGUGCUACCAGGGUUGUCUAGGCAACUGUUCUUGCACAGCCGUUGCCUAUAUAAGUGGAAUUGGAUGCUUAGUAUGGAAUGGGAAGCUAUUAGACACAGUUCAGUUUUUGUCUAAUGGAGAAACUCUCUACCUCCGUCUUGCACGUUCGGAAUUGACUGGAAGCAGUCGAACCAAGAUUCUAGUAGGUUCUAUUGCAAGCCUUUCCAUUAUUGCCAUCUUGGUCUUUACAGCAUUUAUGUUCUGGAGAUACAGAGGGAAACAAAAUGAUGCAUGGAAGAAUGAGUUCGAGCCACAAGAUAUAUUAGGCGUUAAUUUCUUUCAGAUGCAUACCAUACGAACUGCCACCAAUAACUUCAGUUCCUCAAACAAACUUGGUCAAGGUGGAUUUGGUCCAGUGUACAAGGGAAACCUGCUAGAUGGGAAGGAAAUAGCCGUUAAACGCCUUUCUAGUAGCUCUGGUCAGGGUACAGAGGAGUUCAUGAAUGAAAUAACAUUAAUCUCAAAACUGCAACAUAGAAACUUGGUUCGUCUUUUGGGAUACUGCAUAGAAAGGGAAGAGAAGCUAUUGAUUUAUGAGUUUAUGGUGAACAAAAGCCUUGAUAUCUUUCUCUUUGAUUCAACUCUAAAGCUUGAGAUUGAUUGGCCAAAGAGAUUCGACAUCAUUCAAGGUAUUGCGCGUGGACUUCUCUAUCUCCACCGUGACUCACGCCUUAGGGUCAUUCACAGAGAUCUGAAGGUUAGCAAUAUUCUUCUGGAUCAGGAGAUGAACCCAAAAAUAUCAGAUUUUGGAUUGGCUCGGUUGUUUCAGGGAACACAAUUUCAGUACAGCACUCAAAGGGUUGCAGGAACUUUGGGAUAUAUGUCUCCUGAGUAUGCAUGGGCAGGGUUAUUCUCUGAGAAGUCUGACAUCUAUAGCUUCGGAGUUCUGAUGUUGGAAAUCAUCAGCGGAGAGAAGAUUUCAAGGUUCACCUUUGGUGAUGAGCGAAAAGGUCUUGUUGCAUAUGCUUGGGAAUCUUGGUGCGAGUCCGGGGGAUGUAAUCUUCUGGAUAAAGAUCUUAGUCAUUCGUGCAACGCAUAUGAAGUUGCCAGAUGUGUUCAAGUUGGUCUUCUCUGUGUCCAACACGAAGCUGCAGACAGACCAAACACUCUUCAAGUAAUGUCUAUGAUUACUUCAACAACAGAUCUUCCAAUUCCAAAGCAGCCAAUAUUUGCGGUGCAAGCUCAAAAUGUUGAAAGUUCUAACGAUGGGUCAACGUCUAAAGAUCUUUUUUCUGUCAAUGACUUGACACACUCUGGGAUCCAAGGACGAUAAGCUCUUAUCAUAUAUGCUUCAGUCUAUCGAUUCAUGAGCCUAAGAUUUUGAGAUCUCACAUUUUGUUAUUGUUAACACACAGUGCUUUGGUGAAUAAUGUUAUUAAUUGGGCAUCACAAUGAUAUAGUGAGCAUUUGUUUUGUUGAUGUCAUCUUCUCUUACAUGGAAAAUGUAAUAUAUUUCGGUUAUUUGGUGUGAAUGGAGAGAUUGUGAUUUUUAGAGGCCAUGUGGUCUAUGAGUUACAAAGAAACUCUAACAUCAGAGAGAUCGUUGAAGAUUAUUUGGAAACCGAACAUAAGUAUUGUUC